UGCACCAAAAGCAUCAAAAGGGAGGGGGCGGGGCAUGCUCCCACCACGCACUGUCCACUGACCAAAGUUAGGAUUUUGACAUCCAAAGUUAAGAUUUUGACACCCUUGGACGCCUAAAGUUGAGAUUUUGACACCCAAAGUUAAGAUUUUGACACCCCCUCUCAGACUCAGUCUCUUCUUCUCUUGCCAGUCAGUCCGUCCGUCCGUCCGUCCCCUUGACAAAACUCCAACUCCUAGAUCUCUCUUUCUCUCCCUCUUCUUUUAAACCCCAAUCCUCAGGCUGCUUUUCUUUCAUCUCCUUCCAAACGACUAUUUCCUUCUUCCUUUUGUCUUUCGCCCUGCCCUCUCACUAUAUGUGGAAGUGUGGGCCGGGCUGAUGGACACCCUGUUUAGAUUAUUUAGUCCUCAAUCCAAUUCGCAUCGGCAAUCUUCCUACGAUCUGAGUCGGAAUUCGAGCAGCUCUAGAUCCUCCGGCGACCCCUCGCUGCACCAGAUCAACGGCGGCUACUACUUGGAGCAGCCCGAUUAUUCGUUCCCUCAUCAGGAUCCGUACUCGUAUCGAGAUCAAGAAUGCGGCACCAACCACCACGGCCUUUUCAUGGAUGAAGACUUCUCCUCCUCCUCCUCCUCCAAGCACUUGGGUGGUCACCGUCCGCCGGCCACGCCGACCCUGGUGUUCGACCCCGCCGCCGCAGCUGCUGACCUCAACCUCGACGUCUUCUCCUCGCCCAUCUCCUCGUCCUCCGCCUCGGGGUCUGGCGGUGGGGGGAGGUGGGCGUCGCAGCUGCUUCUCGAGUGUGCGCGCGCCGUGGCGGCGCGCGACACCCAGCGAGCGCAGCAGCUGACGUGGAUGCUCAACGAGCUGGCGUCGCCCUACGGCGACGCCGAGCAGAAGGUUGCCGCCUACUUCCUGCAGGGUCUCUUCGCUCGGCUGACGGCGUCCGGGCAGCGAACGCUGCGCACCCUCGCUGCCGCCUCCGACCGCAACUGUUCCUUCGACUCCGCCCGCCGGACUGCGCUGCGUUUCCAGGAACUCAGCCCCUGGUCCUCCUUCGGCCACGUGGCUGCCAACGGAGCCAUUCUCGAAGCCUUCCUCGAGGGGACGCCGCAGCGGCUGCACAUCCUCGACCUCAGCACCACCUUCUGCACUCAGUGGCCGACGCUCCUGGAGGCGCUGGCCACGCGCUCCGCCGACGACACGCCGCACCUCACCAUCACCACUGUGGCUGCGGCCUCCUCAUCGAUGCAACGGGUGAUGAAGGAGAUAGGUCAGCGGAUGGAGAAGUUCGCUCGUCUCAUGGGCGUGCCCUUCCGCUUCAACGUCGUCCACCAUGCCGGCGACCUAUCCUCUCUCGACCUCGACACCCUCGACCUGCGCUGCGACGAUUCCGUUUCCUGCCUCGCGGUGAAUUGUGUCAACGCCCUCCACGCCAUCUCACCGAACGGCGGCCGGAGGGGUGGCUUCCUGGCCGCCAUCCGGAGGCUGCGGCCUCAGAUCGUGACGGUCGUGGAAGAGGAAGCCGACCUUGCGGGGGUGGACGGUGGCGACGAGCCGGAGGAAGGGGAGGCGUUCAUGAAGGUCUUUCAGGAGAGCUUGCGAUUCUUCACGGCUUACAUGGAGUCGCUGGAGGAGAGCUUCCCACGCACGAGCAACGAGCGGCUGUCACUGGAGCGGACGGCAGGGAGGGCGGUGGUGGAUAUCGUCUCGUGCGCACCGUCGGAGUCGGCCGAGCGAAGGGAGAAGGCGGCAGUGUGGUCGAGACGGAUGCGCACCGCAGGCUUCGCGCCAUCGGCCUUCAGCGAGGACGCAGCCGACGACGUGAGGGCGCUGCUGAGGAGGUACCGAGAGGGAUGGUCGAUGAGAUCGUCGACCACGGACGCCGACGACGCCGGCGUGUUCCUCGAAUGGAAGGAGCAAGCGGUGGUGUGGGCGAGCGCCUGGAAGCCAUGAGCGGAUUGCGGCGGCGGGGGAGGGGGGCGAUCCAAGGCAUUAUGGCACGUGCAGGGCAGUCAAAAUUCUUCUUCUAAUUGCCCCCCUCACGAAACGGCACGUGCCGAAACUACUCCAUAUGUCGGAAAUCUGUAACACAAAAAGGAGGGAAAACACUGCAUGCAUUGAAUUUCCAUGCUCUUUAA
Zingiber officinale is the source of this 2136-nucleotide messenger RNA. RefSeq names its product protein SHORT-ROOT 1-like. Gene Ontology annotation, cellular component: nucleus. Bases 377 to 1951 code for a protein of 524 amino acids. Gene Ontology annotation, molecular function: sequence-specific DNA binding; DNA-binding transcription factor activity. NCBI's taxonomy places the organism in Eukaryota, Viridiplantae, Streptophyta, Magnoliopsida, Zingiberales, Zingiberaceae. Gene Ontology annotation, biological process: leaf development; asymmetric cell division; negative regulation of mitotic cell cycle. The record is from RefSeq and is a predicted model, not a curated record. The transcript has a single exon.